AUCCCCGGGAUCCCCGGGCUCACUCGCACACCCCUCCCGGAGCUGUCCCCGGGAUCCCCGGGAUCCCCGGGCUCACCCGCACACCCCUCCCGGAGCUGUCCCCGGGAUCCCCGGGAGCGCCGGGCUCACCCGCACACCCCUCCCGGAGCUGUCCCGGGGAUCCCCGGGAGCGCCGGGCUCACCCGCACACCCCUCCCGGAGCUGUCCCGGCCGGGGAUCCCCGGGGCCCGCUCUGCCCCGGGCUGAGCAGCCGCAGCUCCCGCAGCCUCAGCCCGGCAGUGACGCUCCAGCCCUGCAGCAUCACAGGGUGCUCGGCGGGCUCUUCUGAGCUUGUCCCUGUCCCUCGUGUCUGGGGGAGCCAGCGCUGGGCCCGGCGCUACGGGGUGGUGUCCAGGUGCCAAGGUUGCUUUGUUCAUGGUUCAUGGUCAACUCGGUGUCUCCCAGGACCCCCGGAGCCCUUUCUGCGGAGCUGUUUCCCAGCCGGCUGCUCCCUGCCCGUCCUGAGGUCAGGAUCCCGCACUGCCCCGUGCUGGCCCUCCUCAGGCUCCUGCCCCCCGUCUCCGCUGCCCACCCUGAAUCCCUCCUCACUAGGGAGCUGCAAGACCCGCUGGGUGAAGCCACCUCUCCCCGGUGGGUGUCAUCUGUCACCGUGCUGGGGGUGCUCUGCCUGGUCUCCAGGUCCCUACAGGCGGCGACAGACGGGGCCAGACUCAGCACUAACCCCGCGGUACACUGCUCGCUGCUGGCCGCUGAAUACCCUGCUCUGGGCUCCCCACACAGCCCCUGCUCAGUGCAGCCCCUCCCGGCUCAUCCCAACACUUCUCUCGGAGGAUCCCAAGGGGUACAGCGUCAAAAGCUUUCCUGUAGCCUGGGCAGACGCUGUCCCCUGCACUCCCCUCGUGCACCAGGUCUGGCAUUUCACCGCGGAAGGUGACCGGAAUGGUCAGGCACGAUCCCCGUCGGUGACACCCUGCCGGUUUCUCUUCAGCUCCUUUCCUGUGCUUCCCGUGCUCAGACGGCUUCCAGGGCCAUUUGUGUCACCACCUGCCCAGGGACAAGAGGUGAGGCUGAGCCCUGCCCCCAAGAGCUUCCCCCGCCAAAGCAGCGCCCCUUGCACACGGCUCCCACGUAUUUGCCUGGAGAUCCAUUGGACCGCAGCACCCGGGCAGCCUCCUGCACCCCGCCGCGGACGCCCCCGCUCCCGAGCCCGGAGCGGCGGCACCGGCGGCGGGACCGCCCCGCCACCCGCGCUUGGGGCGGGGCCCGCCGGGGGCGGAGUCACGGCGGGGGCGGGGCUCGGCGGUGCCGGUGCUCCCGGUGCCCGCGGUGCCGCUCGCUCCCGGGAUGGAGCUCCCGACCGGCACCGAGAGCGCCCGCCUGGUCAGCCCGCGGAGCGGCCGCGCCGACGGCAGCCUGCGCCUCAAGAGGUACCGCCGGCUGCGGCAAUCAUCCCCUCGGCAUCCAUCACCGGCACCUCCGGCAUCCCAUCACCGGCACCCAUUGCCCCGGCAUCCCAUCACCCCGGCACCCCACCACCGCCAGCACAACUCCAUCACCGGCGCCUCCGGCACCGACGGCACUUCCAUCACCGGCACUCCCAUCACCGGCACCUCAUGGCACCGGCACCUCGGACACUCCUGUCACCACCGGCACUUCCAUCACCACCGGCACUUUCAUCACCACCGCGGCACUAGCACCUCCAUCAUCGGCACCUCCAUUACCCUGGCACCGCCACCCCCGGCACCCCAUCAUCUCCCGGGGCUGCCGGCAAUUCCUCGCACGGCCACCUCCAUUGUCCCCCGCAUCUGCAACCCUCGGUCCUCCCGCACCCGCGCUGCCGGCACCUCCAUCGCCCCCGUCGCCCUCAGCUGCUCCGGCACCCGCAAGCCCCCGGCACGUCUCGCCGCCCAGCUCCCGCCUCCCACUCCCGACACCGGCACCCCGGCACGUCCCUCGCCGCCCGCCCCCGUGCCUCCAUCCAUCCGACACGGACAUCGGCACCUCCGCAGUCCCCGCGCCAGCCCUGACGGUCCGCCCCUUGCACCGUCACGUCGCCACCGGCACGCUCACCCCGCCACCGGCACCUCCGCUCAAGCGGAACCAGCCCCGCCGUGCGCCAGCCUCGCUCCCCCCUCGGGCGUCCGUCCCGCACCUAUCGGCGCCCAAACGUCACCCACCCACACCGGUACCAUCCAUCCAUCACCCGCCCACGCCGGUACCGUCCAUCCGUUAGCCCCCGUCCCGGUGGGCUGUCAUUCCCUGUUCCCGCACUGCUGCCCCCGUCGUCCCCUCCUCACCCCUCACGUCUCCACGGUGCCCGUCCCGCAGCCCGGCCCCAGGCGCAACACCUCGCUCCCACCUGCUCCUGCCCGCGGGUGCCACACCAGUCCCGUCUCCGGUUCCGGCGGGAGCCCCGUGCCGCCGCCUCCUGCUGCUGCCGCCGGUCCGGUGGCUGCUUGUGCGGCUGUGGGGGGUUCCACCGUCCCCCACCGGCUGCUUGGCUGCCUACCGCUGGGCGGCUCUGGAGACCCCUCAGCACCGGCGGCCCCCCCGGCCCCGGAUCCCCGCUGCCGCUGCAGCCCGCCGACCCCCAGCCCCGGGCAGGGCAGGCUGCAGGCCCGCCAGCAGCUGAGCAUCGCCUGCGCCGUCUGCUGCCUCUUCAUGGUCGGGGAGGUGAUAGGCGGGUACCUGGCACACAGCCUGGCCAUCAUGACAGAUGCGGCCCACCUGCUGACAGACGUGGGCAGCAUGUCCGUCAGCCUCUUCUCCCUCUGGGUCUCCAACCGCCCACCCACCAAGACCAUGACCUUCGGCUGGCACCGCUCAGAGACCCUGGGUGCGCUGGCCUCUGUCCUCUCCAUCUGGGUUGUGACUGCAGCCCUCGUCUACCUGGCGGCCGCCCGCAUCAUCAGCAACGACUACGAGAUUGAGGCGCGAGCCAUGCUGGCCACGUCCGCCUGCGCCGUCGGCGUCAAUCUGGUCAUGGCCUACAUCCUGCACCAGUCCCCUGCUGGCCACGGCCACGGCACAGGGGCCUAUGAGCAGCUGGAGAGCUCUGUGUCCUGCUCGCCCGGCCACAGCCCCCUACCCGGCAGCACCAGCGUGCGGGCAGCCUUCGUCCACGUGGUGGGGGAUCUGCUGCAGAGCGUCAGCGUCCUCGUGGCUGCCAUCAUCAUCUACUUCAAGCCCCAGUGCAAGAUUGCAGACCCCAUCAGCACCCUCUUCUUCUCGGUCUUCGUCCUUGGCUCCACCAUCACCAUCCUCAGAGACGUCCUCAGGGUCCUCAUGGAAGGGGCGCCGCGGGGCCUGGACUUCGACGCAGUGAAGGAGGCGGUGCUGGGGGCCCGCGGGGUGCGCGGCGCCCACGACCUGCACCUCUGGGCGCUGACGCUGAGCCACCCUGCCGUGUCGGUGCACGUGGCCGUGGAUGCCGGCGCUGACGCCGAGACGGUGCUGCAGGAGGUCACUGCACUGCUCCAGAGCAGGUUUGGCUUUGCCUUGUGCACGGUACAGGUGGAGCAGCACCAGGAGGAGACAGCAGGUUGUCCCCACUGCCAGGACCCCCGAACCUGAGAGCCCCUCCCGCUGCUACGUUGGGCCAGACGUGGCCCUGGCCCCAGCUCCUUGUGCCACAGCAGGGCAGUGCUUGAGAUUCCACCCCCCCUUUACCCACCCCAGUGCUGUGGAGUCCUGGGGUGGGACAGUGACUCCAGUGUGGUGUCCUGGGGGGAAAGGACACAUGGCCUGGCCUGUGGAGCACAGGGGCUCCCUGGGAUCUUCC
Molecule: messenger RNA, 3781 nt
Organism: Prinia subflava (tawny-flanked prinia)
Lineage: Eukaryota; Metazoa; Chordata; Aves; Passeriformes; Cisticolidae
Gene: SLC30A3
Product: solute carrier family 30 member 3
Exons: 9
Coding region: 1345-3573 (742 amino acids)
Biological process (GO): zinc ion transmembrane transport; response to zinc ion
Cellular component (GO): plasma membrane
Molecular function (GO): zinc ion transmembrane transporter activity
Source: RefSeq, a predicted model, not a curated record